Plasmopara halstedii is the source of this 588-nucleotide messenger RNA. RefSeq lists its product as uncharacterized. NCBI's taxonomy places the organism in Eukaryota, Oomycota, Peronosporomycetes, Peronosporales, Peronosporaceae. Bases 1 to 588 code for a protein of 195 amino acids. The record is from RefSeq and is a predicted model, not a curated record. The transcript has 2 exons.
AUGAACUUUCUCGCGGCAAUGAUUUUAUGUAUUGCCGAGGUGAAAAGUCAUGGAUAUCUUUCCUUUCCAGCUGCCGUCUACCGUGACCCGUACACAGCUACAUCCUUCGUGACGACAAUCACUGAAAGCAUCAACAUACGAAGUUUUGGAAACAGAAAAUGGAAUGAUACUCCAGAACGCAAUGCUGCGAUGUUUGCUACAGCAUUUCACAAUUCCAGCUAUUCUUCGCUGCGUGAGAUGCUCGAUCCUGUUGUGUCAGACUGUGGAAACACACGAGAGGACGUUGCUCCUGUAAAUGUAACGAAUGCCAAGGAAUUACUUUGGCAGAAUGAUGAAGAGCAUCGAGGAUUUGUGGAUUCACACCAUGGUCCUUGCGAAGUCUGGAUAGAUAACCAUCGUGCGCUCUUCAAUGAUGACUGUCGAGCUACUUUUACGUCUUAUCCAGCCCAUUUGCCGAUUGAUUUCAAUGCAUUGUGUGAUGGCCAAUGUCACCUUAAAUUUUACUGGUUGGCACUUCACGAAGCAGCAUGGCAAGUCUAUAAAGCUUGUGCUCCUAUCGUUAACUCAAACCACGUUGGAUUCGUUUAG